Molecule: messenger RNA, 675 nt
Organism: Knipowitschia caucasica
Lineage: Eukaryota; Metazoa; Chordata; Actinopteri; Gobiiformes; Gobiidae
Source: the annotation of a GenBank genome assembly
AUGAGUAAGAAGAGGUGGGGCUUCCACAUCACCAGUGUGACGUCAGAGCUUGUUAACCAAUCAGAGGCCUGUCCUCGCCGGCCACACUCCCAUGAUGCACUUGGACCUCGCUUCAGAGUGGUGCGGCUGGAUACCCGGGGGCGGUACAUGCGGGGGAGGUGGACAUGUCUGGACCUGCCCACAGCAACCACGGAAGUGAGAGGUCUGGGGGCAGGGCUUCGCCGUGUUAUGAUGAUUGACAGCCAAAGACAAGCCCUAUCCUUGGAGUCUCUGGAGCUGAUGGAACAAGGGUGUGAGAAAGGGGCGGAGCUUGUCCACAACACCGACCACAUCCCCCGGCAGAACAAGCUCCGCCCCGUGCUCCCAGAUGCACAGAUGUGGAGACAGUGUCGCUCGCAGCCGUCUUCACCUCCACACAGCCCCGCCCCCAGUUCUUCCUCUGGUUCCUCCAUUGAUAAAAAGAUUGAACAGGCUCUGGAGCUAGUGAAAAUCCAUGUCAGGACCGCGGUUCAGGACGAGGUCUCAGUCCUCAGAGAAACCAUCAGAGACCUGGAGAACCGGAACCUUCUUCUGCAACAAGAAAACCUGAUCCUGAGGACCGCAGGUGAAGUAGCCCCAGCAGCUCCUUCUCCUGCGGCUCGGACAGAGUAUGUACAGACGCUGCUGCGGCACUGA